Messenger RNA from Erigeron canadensis, 1361 nucleotides. RefSeq names its product putative F-box protein At1g47790. The coding region runs from base 22 to 1152 and encodes 376 amino acids. Gene Ontology annotation, molecular function: protein binding. The record is from RefSeq and is a predicted model, not a curated record. NCBI's taxonomy places the organism in Eukaryota, Viridiplantae, Streptophyta, Magnoliopsida, Asterales, Asteraceae. The transcript has 2 exons.
AAACCCUAAAAGUUGAUAAAAAUGUCAGACCACAUUCCUCUCGAAUUGCAAGCCGAAAUAAUCAAAAGGGUACCUUUAAAAUCAUUGCUUCAAUUCAGAUCGGUUUCAAAAGAAUGGAAGUCAGUCAUCGACAGCCCCGAUUUUGGUGAUGAUUACUGCCUCCGCCAAUCGCAGCCCCGCCGUUUGCUAAUAAGGUACACUGAUAUUACUUCUAUACUCAAUGAUUACAAGUAUGUUUGGGUUGCUGAUGAUGAUGAUACUUUUCACCAACACCAAAUUCCUAGUACCACUCUUCCGAAAUCUGUUAACAAUGGAAUGGUUUCAAAAAUAGUCGGUUGCGCUCACGGUUUAUUUUGCUUCUAUGGUUAUGAUCUAGACCAUAAAAGUUAUAUGGCUGUUGUAUGGAAUCCUUGGAUUAGAAAAUGUGUUGAUGUUCCUGUCCCUAAUGUUCUGUUUGGGUGGUACGAAACUGUUUUAGGUUUCGGCGUUAGUCCUCUAACUAAGGACCCUAUGAUUGUUAAGAUUAAUAGUUACGUUGAUUCUAGAAUGUACUCUUCAGUUUGCACCCCUUGGCGAGUUGAGGUUUUUACUUUAAGCUCGGGGACUUGGAAAACUCCAUCAGGUAGCAUAAACAAUCUGCCUUGUCGUGAUUCGAUUAGGUUUUGUUGGGGUCAAGUUGCUCUUGACGGGGUUAUUUAUUGGCUUGCUUUUGAAUGGAUUAAAGUGGAUGGUAAAUAUCGGGAUCACAAUCUGAUUAUGUCAUUUGAUUUGAGUAGUGAGGGAUUCCAAGAAGUAUGCCUCCCAGAUAAUUUAGCACGCCUGUCUCAUCAUGACUUAUCUAUCACUAAGCGAAUGGAGUCCGUUGUCGUGCUUGAACGGGAUGCAACUAGAACUUCUUGUGGUGUAUGGAUGAUGGGGAAAGGUGUUACUAAAUCGUUUACAAAACUAUUCACUGUUAUGCCAUGGGUGGUUUCACCUUAUUUUAUGAUAUGUGGUUUUAGGAAGAAUGCCGAACCUAUUGUUGACCAUGGGUCCAAUGCACUUUUUGCUUAUGACUCUUACUCGGAACCGAAGAAUCUUGUAAUUGUUGGAAAAAGCUCAUCCUUCUCCAUGGAGCCAUAUAUGGAAACUUUACUUUUAAUUGAUCAAUGAAUUUGUAGUAUUUGUUUAGGCAUAAAUUGCAAAGUAUGGAGCUAAGAGCAUACAACCAUUGGGGCAAGCACACAAGGUAUGGAAAUUGAAGUGUAAUAAACCCAUAGAUUAGUUAAAGUUCAUGAAUAGAUUUGUGCAUUUCGUGUGGAUUGAUUAUGUUUGUAUGUUGAAUCUGAUUGUGUAUGUUGAAUCUGAAACUUUCUGUUCAA